Dermatophagoides pteronyssinus (European house dust mite) is the source of this 1285-nucleotide messenger RNA. RefSeq names its product solute carrier family 35 member E2A-like. Lineage: Eukaryota; Metazoa; Arthropoda; Arachnida; Sarcoptiformes; Pyroglyphidae. The record is from RefSeq and is a predicted model, not a curated record.
AUUAAGAUAAAAAAAGAAAAGAAUUUCUAUUAUUGAUAUUUAUAGAUAGAAAUACACGUAUGCCAAUUUUCAAUCGAUUGAUGGACCGAAAAUUACAAACAACAAAAUAUGACCAUUACAACAACGACGACGAUACCCAUUAUCAUUAAUAAUAAUAAUAAUAAAACUGAUAAUUUAUUCGGUUUUAAUCGUCGAUUAAUACGUUAUUUAUUAUUAUGGUUUUUAUUCAGUGGUACAACAUUGUUUCUAAAUAAAUAUAUUGUUUCAUAUCAGAAUGGUGAUCCAAUGUUUUUGGGUGUCAUUCAAUUAUUAUGCUGUUCACUAGGCAGCUAUACAUAUCUAAAAUUUUGUCAUUAUUUUUCCAUCAUUAAUGAUCAUGAUGAUAAAUUAAAAUUACGUUCAUUUCAUCUCCAUUAUCUAAUAGCUAAUCCAUUUAAAUUUGCUUUGAUUGGAGCGUUUCGACUAUUAACUGUUGCAUUAGGUCUUGUUGCUCUUUGGUAUAUACCAGUAUCAUUUGCCGAAAUGAUUAAAUCAUCAGCACCAAUGUUUACAAUGAUAAUUUCAUUAUUGAUUAUACGGGAAAAAAUAUCAUUAAAAACUACCCUUUCUUUAUUACCGAUUAUGAUCGGUUUAUCAUUAUGUUCAGCAUAUGAAAUACAUUUCAAUCUAGUCGGAUUUGCAUUCGCAUUACUUGGAAAUUUAUCCGAAUGUACACAAAAUGUAUUAAGUAAACGAAUAUUAAUUAUGGAUAAAUAUGGACCAAAUCAAAUACAAUUAUUUACUAGUGCUUAUUCAAUUGUAUUACAAAUACCAUAUUUUUAUUAUAUUGUUUAUUGUCGUUUUGAAUGGCCAAUAACUAAUAUUCAAGAUAAUCUAAUUCUUUGUUUUAAUUAUUUUCUAUGUGGUUUAUCAUUUCAUCUACAAAGUCUAACUGAAUAUGCAUUAUUAAAUAUGAUUAGUCCAAUAUCACAUAGUGUAGCAAAUACAGUAAAACGUGCAUUAUUAAUAUGGUUAUCUGUAUUAGUAUUUGGUAAUCCGGUUACAUUAAUGUCAUGGUUUGGUACAGCAUUAGUUAUAAUCGGUGUUAUUAUUUAUAAUAAAACAAUACAACAACAACAACAAUCAUUAUUAUCAAUUCAAAAUAAUGAUGAUAAUAUUCCAUUCAUAGCUAGUAAACAAAUUGAUUCCGUAUGAUUUGAUUCGGCCACAUCUAAGUCAAAUUUUUUUUUGAAUUCAUUCAUUUUUGACAACAAGUGUCCUUAUAAUUAUCCCUUUUUUUCAAUCA